AUAAACCCAAAACCAGAAUCGUAGAUUGAGUUCUUCUGUAAUGAGGGGUAGGAAGCAGUGUGCACCCCAUGCAAGAAAAACAAACAAAGGAACUGUUGUUGGUUUUUUAAGCACAGACUACACGGAGUAAAAGUGAGUGUUCCCGGAUUAUGGGGGUGCAGCGGUGGGGAGGCUUGUCGGAGGACGGCUCCAGCCAGCGAGCUGUCCCUGGCCAGUCCCGUCUGCACUUUUCCCCAGUGGCCGCUGGUGCCCAGGAGAGAAGGCAGUAGGCUUCCACCCUGUCAGGGAGACCCUGUGGGAGCAGGGCUGUCCCAGCCCCCCGAGACCUGUCACCGGACAGAUCGGGAAGGGAACUCGCUGGCAUUGUGAACACGAGGCCGCCCCGGGCACGCGCCCUGGCUUUGUAUUCCCGUCUUGAAAGAGCAGCGCUUUGCCCAAGUUACUGCCCUCCUCCCUCUGCACCUCUGCUAUCGAUUGCCUGCUCUUUCUUCUUUGUCUGGAUGUCUGAUCUGAGUAGACUUCUCUGUGUUCAUCCCUCCCAGAGGCUGAGGUGGGGGUGCGGGUGGGGAUUCGCCCCGUGAUGUGUGAAGAGUUCUCUCUCUCUGCCCCAUGGAUAAGAACGCCAGCUUCUGCCCUCUGCUCUUCGUCCUUCCACACGAGGAGCCUUUUCUUCCUCCUUAGGCAAACUUUGUAGAUGAAGCGUCACGCACACAAAGAAAACGCACUCACCGUUUGUGCACAACUCAGUGAAGUUUCCCGAAGUGAAAACACCUUUGUUUCAACAGAUGCAGCUUUUCCUCCAGAGCAUCUGUUCGCUGUUGGGCCGAUCGUUGUUCUUUUCCGGCAGUAGCCGUGCGUGGUUUUCCUUAGGUCCUGUGAAAGGGGUCCCCAAGCAGGGCAUGAUGGUGUCGUUCGGCCAAGCUGGCGUAUCUCAGUGGGCUGGCACUGAGAGGCCUAGGGUGGGAUGUCUGGUCCCCCUGCUGGUCGCCAAACCAGAGCUGCCGGGUUCCUCCCAGGUCUCACAGUGGCCCCUGUCAGGAGGGUCAGGAAGGUAAGUUGGCCUCGAUGCCUUUGAUAGUGGACGCCGGGAUUUGGCCCCGGCUGCUCCAGGCCGUCCCCUGCCUGCACUUGCUGCUGGCUGCCCUCUCCAGUCGCUUGGUGAGGAGGGGGCGUUUGGGAGUCCUGCCGCUCUGCCCGGAAGGACCCUCUUCAGCUGGAACCCACGGCUGUGGGAAGCCCCCUUUGCAACCGGCUGGAAGAGGCCUCUCCCUUCCAGCCGCAGUCUGGGCCCCUGCAAGGGAGGAAAGCAGCCGUACCAGUGAUCUCUUGAGCCCUGGGCCUUUGUGUCUGCCGAAGGCCUUUCCCAGAGCCCCCCGACAGAUAGGAGGAGGAUGAAAUGUCCUGCCAUCCCAACACGUAUGUCCCCAAGGACCUGGGGAACAGUGGGCUCAGUCCCAGACCUGUGCGCCUCCCUCAGGUGUAGGCUCCAGCUCGGGGGUCUUAGCCCAGGGCGGCUGUUAGGCCGCUCGUGCUGCCAAGGCUGGGGAAGUCAGUGUCUGAGAAGGAGCGUGCUCCAAGGUGAAGCCCUCAGUGCUCUGCUGGGUGAGGGCCUGCCGCCCGCCCGGUCUUAUCUGGGAGGGGCUUUGCUGAGAGACCCACAUCCCUGGUCAAGUUACCUCUGGGCAGGGCAAGGCUUGGGGUCUCCCAGAAUUCAGGGGUUGCAGCCACUUGGGGCCGUGUGGAGGUUGUGAGAGGCCAUGAAGACUGGUGCCCCCCAGCCAGACAGAAAACAACGGGGAGCCUGCCAUUCUCCAGGGUCCCCAUGUCUAGACAGCUGCCUGGCUCGACUGUGACCAGAGGGAACAGUCCCCCCACCCGGAACCCAGCCCCGAUGUGACGGACAGGUGCAUCCUGUAGGCGGGGGGGAGAGUCAGAGGAGUGGCCAGAGCCCCACAAGAGCAGCAAGGCUCCUCUGGUAUAUUCUGGGGCUCCCGUCCCGUGCCCACAGCCGCCAGCAUGUGGUUUCCCUCAGCCCAGAAGUAAUCUGUUUAAAUUUUCAUCUUCAGUCUCGCUGGCUUCGUGAGUAAAUCGAGGUUCGUCAGAUUUUCAUCUGUAUCUUUCAUCGUUAAUGAGAUCUCGCGUUUUUCCACGUGCUACACGUAAAAUACUCUCAUCGCCUGCCUUAAAAACAAGAAGUAAACCUUCACGUUCAGCCCUGCACACCCUUCGUGCCCGGCAUGGUGCUCAAGGCCUUCUUCCCCACGUGCUGCGCCUCGGCCGACAGCGGCCUGCUGGUGGGACGGUGGGUCCCGGAGCAGACCAGCGCUGUGGUCCUGGCUGUGGUGCACUUUCCCUUCAUCCCCAUCCAGGUGAAGGAGCUCCUGGCUCGGGUGCAGCGGGCCAGCCAGGUGGGGGUGGCCGUGCUGGGCACCUGGUGCCACCGCCAGCAGGGUGCCGAGGAGAGCCUGGGCCACUUCCCGGAGGGCCUGGGCGCCAUCUUCCCCCAUGAGCCCUGGCUCCAGCUGUGCCGGGAGAGGGGCAGCAAGUUCUGGAGCUGCAAGGCCACCCGCCGGCAGGCACCUACCUGCCCCGGUGCCCCCGGCGAGGACCAGGUCAUGCUUGUCUUCUAUGACCAGCGCAAGGUGCUGCUGUCCGAGCUGCACCCGCCCGUGGCCCCGCCUGACCGCCAGGCUGGCGAUGCCGUGGCCGGUGCUGGGGGCUUGGCUGCUGUCUUUGACACGGUGGCGCGCAGCGAGGAGCUCUUCCGAAGUGACCGGUUCGACGAGGGCCCCGUGCGGUUGAGCCACUGGCAGUCGGAGGGCGUGGAGGCCAGCAUCCUCGCGGAGCUGGCGAGGCGGGCCUCGGGGCCCAUCUGCCUGCUGCUGGGCGGCCUGCUGUCACUUGUCUCAGCCGCCAGCGCCUGCCGGGUGUUCCAGCUGUGGCCCCUGUCCUUUAUCUGGAGCAAGCUCUCCACAUGUGAGCAGCUCAGGCACCGGCUGGAGCAGCUCACGUUUGUCUUCAGCACCCAGAAGGCCGAGAACCCCACCCAGCUGAUGAGAAAGGCCAACGUGCUUGUCUCUGUGUUUCUUGACGUGGCCCUUGGUCUUGCGCUUAUAUCUUGGCUUCACGGGAAGGACCGGAUCGGCCACCUGGCAGAGGCGCUCGUCCCCGUGGCUGAUCACGUGGCCGAGGAGCUCCAGCAUCUCCUGCAGUGGCUGAUGGGAGCACCUGCUGGGCUGAAGAUGAACCGGGCGCUGGACCAGGUCCUCGGCCGCUUCUUCCUAUACCAUCUGCAUCUGUGGAUCAGCUACAUCCACCUCAUGUCCCCCUUCAUCGAGCGCAUCCUGUGGCACGUGGGCCUCUCGGCCUGCCUGGGCCUGACGGUCGCCCUGUCCAUCCUGUCAGACAUCAUCGCUCUCCUCACCUUCCACAUCUACUGCUUCUACGUCUACGGCGCCAGGCUGUACUGCCUGAAGAUCUGUGGCCUGUCCUCGCUCUGGCGUCUGUUCCGGGGGAAGAAGUGGAAUGUUCUGCGCCAGCGGGUGGACUCCUGCUCCUAUGACCUGGACCAGCUGUUCAUCGGGACCUUGCUCUUCACCAUCCUGCUCUUCCUCCUGCCCACCACAGCCCUGUACUACCUGGUGUUCACCCUGCUCCGGCUCCUGGUGGUGGCCGUGCAGGGCCUGAUCCAUGUGCUCGUGGACCUCAUCAACUCCCUGCCGCUGUACUCCCUCGGCCUCCGGCUCUGCCGGCCUUACAGGCUUGCAGCCGGCGUGAAGUUCCGAGUCCUGGAGCAUGAAGCUGAUAGGCCCCUCCGCCUCUUGAUGCAGCUGUGGCUGCCACCCCACCCACUCCUGGGGCUCCCUGUGCCGCAAGCUUUUCUUCGGGGAGCUCAUCUACCCCUGGAGGCAGAAAGGGGACAAGCGGGACUGACGGACCCUGGCCACCGGCCCGCCCGGCACCGCCACACGGCCACAGUCAGCCCUCCAUGCUGCCGGGGACGCUGACCGUCAGGACGGCACGCGUCCGUGCCGUUUGCCUUCUGUGCCCCCGGUUGUCUGAGGCCUCUACAUCUGCCCCUGGCUCCGAGGCUGCGGGGUGCUGAGCAGGAGGUCGCAGGGGCAGCCAGCCGGGCCAGCAGGCCCGUGCUUCAUCACUAGCAGUGUUUGCCUCAGGACCCGCCUCCUGACCUGCUGGGAUGGCAUCGGCAACCCGGUGCCCCCCAGCCCCCGGGGGCCUGCCCAGGAGCCCUGCUCUGCCCCUCCCAUCACACCCAGACUCCGGGAGGGGUUUGUAGGCCUCUGCCCCUGACCACCACGGCCACUGCCAACGGGGCAAGCUGGCAGCUCUCCCUGUCGGGAGGUAGAGGGACAGCUCCACCGGGAUGCGCUCAACGGUCCUUGAGGCGGACCCCCAGCAUCCCGUCCUUGGGGGUUGCUCCAGGGUCCCCAGAACCAGCAGCCCCGGUGGCCCCGAGCCCUCUGGGAAGCCGGCAGCACUGCCCUUGGAGCCUGGACCACACAAGGGUUUGCUUGAAGCCACCCGGAGAGGUUGUCCCGCAGGGGGAGCUGCCGUGGGCCUUCGGGUCUCCCUGUGUGAAGCCGGGCCACGUGGGAGCCUGGAGCCGCCUUGCCAGAGACCAGACAGCCGUUCACCCUGCCGCCCUGUCCCUGCCCCACACCCCUGCGGGAACGGGCCCCUUGGCCAAAUACCAUCUCCCUCACUGACGUCGCACAGAAGCAGGUAGCUCCUAGAGAGACCACGUUUGUGGUCUCCAGUGUGUGUGUGGCAGGGGGGUGGGGGGCAGCGUUCAGGCCGCGUCUGCCUGCCGGCUGGCGUGGCAUCUGACUAUGGGCGCGAGCCCCACAAUCCCCAGGGGGAGGAAGACUGUACGUGCGGAUGGCAUCGUCUGUGUUUUGUCCUCCUGGAGUUGUUUGUGCUCGUGCCGUAGCCCGAGCAGGAGAAGGGGCAGCGGCCUCUGUUCGUUGCGGGCACUCGGGCCUGUCCACCUCUGCCGCCUGCACCCCUUGGCCGCGGGCCGCGGCGGGGAGCCCCUGGGGGAGUUCCCAGCAGCGCCGCAUGUGACGGGACACGUCCUGGCUCCGCCUGUUUCUGCUGAGACAAUAAAACUUCCCACCCGUUUG
Molecule: messenger RNA, 5144 nt
Organism: Herpailurus yagouaroundi (jaguarundi)
Lineage: Eukaryota; Metazoa; Chordata; Mammalia; Carnivora; Felidae
Gene: PIGQ
Product: phosphatidylinositol glycan anchor biosynthesis class Q
Exons: 11
Coding region: 2238-4007 (589 amino acids)
Biological process (GO): GPI anchor biosynthetic process
Cellular component (GO): membrane; endoplasmic reticulum
Source: RefSeq, a predicted model, not a curated record